This is a messenger RNA of Laetiporus sulphureus 93-53, 5583 nucleotides long. RefSeq lists its product as uncharacterized. The coding region runs from base 1 to 5583 and encodes 1860 amino acids. Gene Ontology annotation, biological process: negative regulation of transcription by RNA polymerase II; chromatin remodeling. Gene Ontology annotation, molecular function: histone binding; ATP binding; DNA binding. Gene Ontology annotation, cellular component: chromatin; nucleus. The record is from RefSeq and is a predicted model, not a curated record. The transcript is spliced from 20 exons. NCBI's taxonomy places the organism in Eukaryota, Fungi, Basidiomycota, Agaricomycetes, Polyporales, Laetiporaceae.
AUGCUACGCGAAACAAGUCCUCCCACAGGUUCUGCUCCGUCUUUGUCUUUGCCGAAUCCUGAGCUUGUUCCUGUCGAUAUACCCUCUCCUUUGACUAUCGCAGACGCUCCGCCCUCUUCAAGGGUGUCUCAAGAAGUUGACGAAGUAGCUGUUCGCCAACCCUUCUAUGUCGAGGUCCCCCUCCUUCCUACGGAAGUAAAGAAACAGUAUAGCACUGACGUCCUGGAACGUCUCUCGGCGCUCGAGGAUGAAGUGGAGAACGAACUUGUCUCCGUCGUAGGAGAAUACGAAGAGAAUGGCCAGCUGUACUAUUUUGCAAAGUAUCCCGACGGAAUUGCUCAUAAGUUCCCAGCCGAACUGUUCAAAGCCCGGCAUCCAGAACUUUUGGACGCGUAUAAGCAACAGAAAGAAGCUGAGACACUUCCACCCUUUGACCCCUCUGCUCUCUAUGUGCAUCCACGCUCUCGCGUCAGAAUGACCAUCAAGCUCAACCGACAAUUUGUGACAAAACGCCGUAGUACGCGGUCGCGCUCGAGCUCUGAUGAGCUCGCCAUGACCAUCUCCUCCGAUUCGGAUUUUGAGGCAUUCGAUCACCCAGGCCUUCGGAGGAGCACCCGUGCGGUGGCUUCUAGGGCGAACAGAAAGGUAGUCAUGCAGCUGCCUUUCAGCCCCAAGAAGACUCGGUCGCGCAAAGCUCCUGACGUUCACGACUCCGACUUCGCGAGCGACAGCGAUGUGGUGGAGAGACCGCGACCCAGGAGGUCUAUGCGUGCAUCAAGGCAGGCUCGAUCCAACCUCGACGAUGACGACUUCGAAGAUGACUUCGAAGAGAUCAGCACAGAUAGCUUCGUAAGUGAUGAGCCUUCGGCAAAGCGCAAGCCCGCGCCAACGAAGAAGAAGAUUGUGCGAGGGAAAGCCUCUCGUCCUGCAUACGGACGUAUACGAGUCGUUGCAGAUCUGGAGUUGGAUGCUGAAGAGGACGAGGAGACCGCCCCUUUACGCGCUCACAGGGACAUAUGCGAGAAAUGCCAUAGGCAGCCAACGCAUGAGCUUCUCGCGUUAGCGAGCAAGAAGAAGAAUAACAAGCGCAGGAAGAAGAUGACUGAUGACGAAGACGACGGGGAAGACGAAGUGACACGAUUGGCAGCCCUGGGAGGUUGGGUCAGAUGUUUGAAAUGCCCCGUCGCUGCGCAUUGGUCCUGCCUCGCGAAGACUCAGCGGGAUGAAAUCUUGAAGGCUGCACUAGAGAGAGAUAGAGGGGAAUGGCAGCUCGCUCAAGCCAAGUUCGACAAGCAAGCUGGCGACAAUGCCACUAGGAAGAAGGUUCUACUCGAACCUAAGAGACGGCCUGAUUUGGACGCGUACCAGACUACAGAGUUCAUCUGUGGUCAGUGCAUGAAGGGCGGGAUUUGCACGAUGUGCGAGCAAGUCGCAAUCUACCCUGACACUCAUAUCAAAGACAAGCCACAGGCGUCGGCGACGACAGUGACAUCGGUUCAGAAGACGGAUGAUGGUGAAGUCGAAAUGACAGACGCCACUGACCCCUCUUCUUCUAUAGUGGUCGCCAACAAGAACGACGUCGACGAGGAUUCACCGUUCAACGCGCUCGUCUUCAGAUGCUUCACAUGCAAGCGAUUGACUCACUACGAACAUUUGCCCGCUCCGCCUGGCAUUGGCAAGUCUAUGUCUACCGUCGACCUCGCCGAGUACUACCAGGAAGAAACCCACUGGCAAUGUGAAGAAUGUGCUUCUCUCAUAUAUUCGGUGGAACAUAUUCUCGCUUGGCGACCGUAUCGGCAGAACGCUAUCGACACACCGCCUCCCGCAGGAGAGCCAGUCAAUUACAAGGCGAUGCUACCGCGUGACUAUCUGGUUAAGUGGGUUGACAGAAGCUAUAGGCGUACGACAUGGGUGCCGCAUGGCUGGUUAUUGGCGACGCAUCCUGCCAAGUUGAAGAACUUCCUUCAAGGGGGUUCCAAAGUGCAAUUACUCCCUGAGCCUAUUACAGAAGAGAAUGCAACGUCACCAGACGAUGCAAUCGCAGCCAAUUUCGAGAUCGGCAGCGAAGACGUUACUGAACCAGUUGGACGACCGGACACCAAUCAGGCUUCCGCUCUGCUGCCGAAUCCAGAUGCAGAGCGGAAGAUACCUCGUCCGUGGGAGACGGUGGAUCGUGUGUUAGACGUGCUUCUUUGGUAUCCUGACAAGCGCUCUCGGUCAAGGAAAAGAAAAGCGUCUGCCAGAGGUCGAGGACGGCGAUCUGCUCGUAUAGCAAGCAGUGAAGACGACAGUAAUGGGGAAGAUCCGGAGAUUACUAAAGCUAAUCAGGAUUUCGAAACCGCAUACAACGAGGGUGAACAACCUAGUCAUGAUCUCACUGAGACGGUCGACGAAUACGAGAGCAGGACCGGCGAGCUCUUGAGCGCUCAAGAUGCCGACCGAGUCAUCUGGGGUUUUUUUAAGUGGGGGGACUUGGGCUAUGAAAAUGCCACAUGGGACUCUCCGCCGCGCAAGGGCGAUCGCGGUUGGACGGCGUUCGAGAUAGCGUUCAGCAGGUUCCUCGUUGCUCUUCAGGUGGUGGUCAACAAGAAGACUAAGAAAGAGUGGAUGGAAUACGACGAUAGACCCCUUAAUUCUUGGCGGGAAAAAAAUGCCUUGAAAUACGAGUCGCAACCACAGCUUGGCCAGAAACCACAAUUGAAGCUGAUGCCCUUCCAGAUUGAUGGAUUCAACUGGUUGGUCGACAAUUGGUGGAACCACCAGAACUGCAUCCUCGCCGAUGAGAUGGGACUUGGGAAAACCGUACAGGUUGCAACUUUCAUCGGCUAUCUAGCGUUGCAACGCAAGGCAUUCCCUGCUUUGAUCGUUGUGCCCAAUUCUACGAUCUCGAACUGGAUGCGAGAGUUCGAACGAUGGGCUCCGAAAUUACGAGUCGUUCCCUUCUAUGGUGAAAUUAAGGCACGCGAAAUCAUCAAGCGCUAUGAACUCUUCCAUCACGAUCCCGCCGAGAACACCACCGGUAUAAAGUACCACGUCCUAGUGACGACGUAUGAAAUGAUCACAAAUCCUAAGGAAUUCACGCCAAUCUUCAAAAACGUUCCUAGAUGGGAGGUUUUAGUGGUAGACGAGGGCCAGCGCCUGAAGAGUGACGAGAGCCUAAUCUUUAAAAAACUGAAAGACUUGAAGACUGUUCACCGCGUGAUAAUGACUGGGACGCCUCUCAACAAUAACAUCCGAGAACUUUUCAAUCUCAUGAAUUUCCUGGAUCCUGGGGAGUGGUCAGACCUGGACGCACUUUCGAAGCAAUUCGAGGAGUUAUCCGAAGAGAAGAUUAAGGAGCUGCACACAAAACUCAAGCCUUAUUUCCUACGGCGUAUGAAGUCUGAAGUCUUGCAGCUCCCUCCCAAGAAUGAAGUCAUAGUUCCUGUCAGCAUGGCACCGCUGCAGAAAGAGGUGUAUAGAUCACUUCUAAGCCAGAAUCUAAACAUUCUUCGGAAUCUAGUUGCGGGUUCAAUGGGUGCGAAGGUCAACGCUGCUAUCAGCAAGGCCAACAUGAACAACAUACUGAUGCAAUUGCGCAAGUGUUUGCAACAUCCUUAUCUUGUAUCCGACGAAAUCGAGCCCAAAGGCCUGUCCCGAGCAGAGUCUCACGCUAAAUUGAUUGAUGCGAGCGCUAAACUUGGGCUGCUGAAGAUGUUGCUACCCAAAUUGAGACAAAGAGGGCAUCGCGUCUUGUUAUUCAGUCAGUUUUCGAUCGCUCUGAACGUCAUUGAGGAUUUUCUGGUAGGUGAAGGGAUGAAGUAUCUACGGCUGGAUGGCAGUACGAAACAAGCCGAUCGACAGAAAGGAAUGGACGAGUUCAACAAGCCCGAUUCCGACAUUUUUAUCUAUCUGCUCACCACAAGAGCUGGUGGUGUCGGUAUCAACUUGUGGACGGCAGACACUGUGAUCAUCUUCGAUCCCGAUUUCAAUCCGCAUCAGGACCUUCAGGCAAUUGCUCGCGCUCACCGAUAUGGCCAGGAGAAAACAUGCCUUGUCUUCAAGCUGAUGGUGAAAGGAUCUGCAGAAGACAAGAUUAUGCAGACGGGCAAGAAAAAAUUGGUCCUAGAUCACCUCAUCGUUCAGAAAAUGGACGAUGCCGACGGGUCCAAGGAAGAUGUCCAGUCUAUCUUGAUGUUCGGUGCCCAAGCUCUCUUCGACGAGAGCGAGAAUGCAGAAAACCGGCAGAUACACUACUCCGAGCAUGACAUCGAAAAUCUCGUUGAGAAGACUGAGAAAAAAGGAGAUGAGUCAGAAGCGCAGACGAGCACGGCCGGAGCCUUUUCAUUCGCGAAAGUCUGGUCUGCAGAAAAGGACUCUUUCUCGGAAAUCGGCGAUGAACCUCAGGAUGGUGUUGAUCAGGUAGAUUCUUGGGCACAGACUCUUGAACGGAUCGCAGCGGAACGUGUUAAGGUGCAAGUACAAGAAGUCACCGGCCGAGGUGUUCGACGUCGCGCCGCGGCAGUGUUUCCAGCUCAGAAUGUCGUUUUGGACGAUGGGCGUGAGGAGGGCCCGAACACUCCACAACAGAAGAAGAGGAGGAGGAAGAAAUUGAACUCAGCCAAAUCAGAUGACUCUGAUGCCUAUGCUCUUUCUGGCCUCGAAACCGGUUCUGAUAGCGAAGCUACGACUACAUCGCUUCUUCCGGAAGAAACUCUCUCUCAGUUGCCUCUCGCGUCGUCCUCUGCUGCACCGGGGUCCAAGGUACCCUGUUCCAAGUCGUCUUCUUACGCCGUAUCAUAUUCGGAAGCUCGCGUAGCAUCCAAGAACAAGACCAUCCAGCCGCUUUCACCAAUUAUAGACAAAGAAGACGCCUCUUGCGGUCUAUGCGGAGCCAAUCAUGGGGACGCGCCAUGCUAUAUGACUCAAAGCCCCGAGAAUUUAGCCGAAUAUCGGUUGAUGCUUCUCCUCCAUGCUGGAGAGGAAUCCCUGGAAGACCGUCGGGCUGCCAUUCAGGCCAUAGAUCAGUCUCUGUACAAGCGCGGGAAGAUGUAUCUCAUCUACAAUCAACCUCUACAUCUUGUAGAACAUCCGUCGAAGGUCGCAGAUCUCUCAAAUGAGAAGCAUAAAAAGGAAAAGCCGACUACUUCCACAUCAAUCUCAAGCCACAAUGAUCAAGCGAGCUCUUCCUCAGCAUCAAGGAAGGAAGAAGCACAAACCAGCGACUUCAGGGCGAAUGGAACACAUGUCAUCGUCGGUUCUUCAACAGCAGGACCACAACCAGUACCGCGGCCUUCAUAUUGGAAAGCGACAGCAGGUCCAGCGAAACGGGCAUCAUCUCCGACUCCAGUUGCGGGAUUACCACCAAAGAGGACAAAGCUGAAGACUGAUGCUGCAUGUGCAGUCUGCGGACGAUCGCCUCAUCACUUGAUCAAGGAUUGUCCCAUUGUCGCAGAAGGGCCUAACAGAGUGAAGCAGGCGAUACGCUGCAUCGCGGCAGAUCCUACUCAAGCUGGCACGGUGAAUAUCCUAAGAAAUAUUCUCGCCAAGCAGCAGAAGCGUGAUUUGGCGGACAUUAGCUCGGCCGUUGUGAUCAGACAGUGA